This is a messenger RNA of Anguilla rostrata (American eel), 3459 nucleotides long. Its product is annotated as zinc transporter ZIP3-like. The record is from RefSeq and is a predicted model, not a curated record. Bases 639 to 1586 code for a protein of 315 amino acids. Gene Ontology annotation, biological process: zinc ion transmembrane transport. The transcript has 3 exons. Gene Ontology annotation, cellular component: plasma membrane. Gene Ontology annotation, molecular function: zinc ion transmembrane transporter activity. NCBI's taxonomy places the organism in Eukaryota, Metazoa, Chordata, Actinopteri, Anguilliformes, Anguillidae.
AAUUGGGUAAUAAUAAUAACAGAAAUGCACAGCAACACAGCUCUAAUUACGUGUACAAGGACUUCAUAUUGAUAACUAGCUACAUUACAGUAGGUCUAAUGUGAAAGGUUGAUACUUGAAAAGUGUGUGUUAUCCAAGGAUAAAUGACUAUGCCUCACAGCUUUAGAUACCCAGGACUGAUGCAAUGGACCUUUGGAAUUGUUUUGUUCUGUUCCAAGAAGAAGAAUGGUUUACAUAAAGUAUUUGUCUAGCUGUACUACAAGGAAAUCGAGAUCCACGAAAUUCGGAAACGCUGGGUUUGUCGUACAGUGGUUUGAGCGACCGGUAUUGUGACCAAUUAGGAAUAAGGAUGAUGUUGUUUACACGGCGGCCAGUACCAACAGGCAAUAGAGUUGGAGGAGGGGACUGAAGAGGUGCGUCAGCAGAAGAAGGAAGUGUUUUGAGUGGAAGAAAGGAGGAUAAAGUUCAAGUCAGUGCUGAGAUGUGUCCUGAAGCCCUCCCUGGGAGUACUUGCCAUCUUUUCUCUCUGUGACUCAGCAGAGAGAAAGGGAAACUCUUCAGCAUCUGGGGUUGUGUGCUGUGGUUCCUACUGCACAUCGCUCCCAGUGAAUCUUUCAGCUGGACUCAUCUGUAUCAUCAUGGAGAUCAUAGUGGCCAAAGUGCUUUGUCUGCUGGCAGUGUUUGCUCUCAUGCUGGCUGGGGUUCUCAUUCCAGUGCGGGUCAUGCAAGUUGACUAUGAGAAAGCCCAAAGAUACAGGAAGAUUCUUGCCCUCUGCAACUCGUUUGGUGGGGGCGUCUUUCUCGCUACCUGCUUUAAUGCCCUUCUGCCUACUGUAAGAGAGAAGGUGGCGGAUGUCCUAAAACUGGCGCGCAUUCAGACGGACUACCCCCUGGCAGAGACUAUGAUGAUGAUAGGUCUCUUUCUGACGGUGUUUGUGGAGCAGACGGUGCUGACAUUUCGCAAGGAGAAGCCAUCUUUUAUCGACCUUGAGACCUUCAAUGCCGGCGGCUCUGAAGCCGGUAGCGACUCCGAGUAUGACACGCCGUUCAUCGCACCCCCCAGGGGCUCUGCGGGGGGCCACCACCACCACUCGCACCAUCACGGACACCUGAGCCCUUCGGAUUUGGCACGGGCGGGACCAUUACGCCUUGCCAGCUUGGUCCUUGCCCUGUCUGCCCACUCUGUCUUUGAGGGGCUGGCCCUAGGGCUGCAGGAGGAUGGGGCCAAGCUAGGAGGCCUCUUUCUCGGGGUGGCCAUCCACGAAACCCUGGCAGCUGUGGCACUAGGGGUUAAUGUGGUCAAAGCCAGUCUGCCCAUGCGGGAUGCCAUCAAGCUGGGCAUCGCAGUGAGUCUCAUGAUCCCCCUGGGUAUGGGUCUGGGUAUGGGCAUCGAGACCGCCCAGAACCUGGCGGGCAGCAUCAUCUCCGUGGUGCUCCAAGGACUGGCUGCGGGAACGUUCCUCUUCGUCACCUUCUUUGAGAUCCUCUCCCGUGAGCUUGAGGACAAACACGACCGUCUGCUCAAGGUACUGUUCCUCAUCUUGGGGUAUGGUGUUCUAGCCGGCCUCGUCCUCAUCAAAUGGUGAAGCCAUGGGGGAGAUAUCAUGAAGGGGUCUCAGGUCCUCAAGAAUGGGUAGUGUGUUUAUCAAAAAAAUCCAACAGUACUUACUGAACUUGGCUGUGAGUUCACCAGCAUUUCUAAAAGCCAAGGUUUAAACUUUGCUUCUGUGGAUCGCAUCUCCCCAUCAUUUACCAAGGGAACACCAUGGUACAUUCUCCUGCUUGUCAGUUAUGAAAUGAACAGACACAUAUGUUAUUUUAUUUGCUUAAUAACAAAUUUGUUUCUGUAUAGAUUAAGACAGAUAAGUGAAGGUAUUCUUUGACCAUAGGGAUAAGGCAUUGAUGUGCUUAUAACAAUUAAUUGUAUAUAUUUAAUCAUUAAUAGAGGUACGUUUUUAAGUUUUAGAUGGUGUUUUCUUUUUUAAAAAAGGCUGUAUUUUGUUUGUUUGUGUGUGUGCGCGCGCGUGUGUGUGUAAUUAAAAGUGAUAGAAGUCAUAAGUAAUUAGAAAAAAAUAAGAUGGUUAAAGAUAACACAAGUACUGUAAAUAUACCUCUUAUGUAUUAAUCGUUUGCAGAUGGUUACAUACAUGACCUGCUGCUAUACAGUGAGUUAUGGCAAGUAUGUCCACAUUACACUUUAACGUGUUGCAAACACAUUUUUUUCCAAAUUAUUCAGAUUUAGUCUCUAAUCAUUAGUAUUCACAUAACAUAUGCCAUUGAGAUACAUUUUUUUUAACUGGACUGGAUCCCUUUUAACCUUGUAGAAUGUCUAUGGGUCACUUGUUGAUUAUUAUUUUUAUUUUUUUUAAAGAGCAUUGCGAUGCAACAUUUAUGGUUAGGCUGCUCUCCUUAUUUAAAUACCAAUAUCCAGAAUAGACGAGGAUACUGAUUACUUUUAUUUAUUUUAUUAUUCUUAUUAAAGAAUUCCAUAGCUUCACCAUACACAUGUAGAACGCCAACCCACUACAUGUCUGUGGAAAAUAAAAACAAAAACAGAUGGUUUAAAUAGAAUUAGGCCAGUUUAUUUUUUUUAUUGAAUAUUUAUUUAUGUUUACAGAAGAAGCUGUUGUUCUCUAUGUUAUCUAAAUGUCAUACUUUUUAUUUUGAUACAUGUGAUUGAUUGUUAUUUAUUGAUUGAUAUUUUAUCCACACUUGUUACUGUGGUCAUCUGUGGUAUCAGCCUAAUGGUUGGGAUAGGUUUUUGUGACACUGUUAUAUGAAAUUGGGGACAGAUUUGGGUUUAUAACAUUUAUGUAGACUGUUAAUCUUCCUAAGGGGUAUGGUACAUGCAAAGCCUUUAUUUGGACUGUAUAAUACUCAUAUUUAUUCAGAAAAAUUAAAAUGGACAGUUUCGUGGAAUGUUAUAUAAAUGGAGCCAUUAGUUAUUUUUGUGCACUUGGCUAAAUGCACGCUUUUUUACUGACUGUUCAAAAAAGCAUACAUUUACAUCACGUUGUUUUCACUUUCAUUCAUUGUUUUCUGGAAAAGGAUGGAGACCGACAUGGUGAAAUGUGCCCAAAUGAUAACGUUUGUUUUUUCUGCAUUACCAAGUUCAUUCACCUAUGAUCAGAAAAUGUGCCAGAAGCAGGUGAAGCACAAAACAGAGGAAACUGAACACUGUCUGCUGUCUGAUUGUUGAAACCUACACGAAAAGCUUGAGAAACGAUCUUUUGACAAGGAUUUGAUGGUUCUACAAGUUAAAUAUUUUUUUACUCCACAAGUGUGAAUAGAAAAGUAACCUUUUGUUGUAAAAUGUUUGUAUUAUCUUUGACUUUUUAACCUUUUUUUUAAGGAACUUGGGUCUCAUAUCCUAAGGUAUCCCAUCAAAAUUGGGGAAGUGCAAAAUCAAAAGUAAAAUGUACUAUUAACAUGGCAAAUAAAAUUAAUGUUUACAAACAA